GAAUCGAACAUAAACAGUAAGGACGCUUAAUCUUUUGUGUUAAUAAUAGUUCGCUACUUUGAAGGGAGAUUGGACGGGGAGAUUUCGCUUGGGCUUGCUGUCGUGAUGUGAAUAGGCAUUGUUUCAGCGCGGGUCUAAUUGAGAUUAGAUUAAGAUUAGAGAUCAAUCUAUUGGCAACUCACUUUAAACGAUAGUCGCACAAUGAAUGAUUGCUUUCUUUAGUGCAGAUGGCAGUACGUAAAGCCUACCGUGUCGCACUCACGUAUAACCUCUGCCAUAACCCAUUCUGUUUGUCCAUGCGCUAUUUUUAGGAAGUUUUUCUUCUGAAGAGCUUUAACCAUUGAAUCAUCUGUGUAGAGAUGGAAAUCGGAAGGGAUUUAAUGAUUCCGAUGCAGUCUGGUUAUGCAUAAUUCCACUAACGAGUUUGUUUGCACUUUUGAGGAAGAAAUGUUUGGAAACAAGAAAUUCUUGUUGUAGAUUCUGCACUCGGCAGUCUGUUGCUGAUGAGGUCGAGGAAAUCAUUUCAGAUUUUUAACACGUAGGUUAUUCUGCUGCAAAACACAAAUGAAGUCAGCACACUUCUGGCAAAUGGUGUGUUUACAUAGACUUUUAAUGAGUUUUCACACACUUUUUAAGAGGUGGCAAUCCAGUAGCCUAAUUGACUGUGUAUUUUACACUAAAAACUGGUGUAACAAUUGAUUGUUUAAUUUCUUUAUAUAAAAUACUAUGAUCGCAGCUUUAAGUAUUUGCGGUUUCAGUAAAACAGAUUAAAGUGCCUUUGAUUCACUAAAAAGAACCGACUCAUAAGACUCGUACUUGUUUUUGAUUCACUACAAAGAACCGGUUCACAAUAGAGUCGUUCGCUCGGAAUUCGGGCUACAGUGGUUGCGUUAUAUGUUUUUGAUUCAUUAUAAAGAACCGGUUCAUAAAAGAAUCAUUCAUUCGGGAUUCGGGCUAUGCUGGCUGCUGUUUGUUUUGCGCUGUACAUUCAGUAGCAAUGUUGGCAUUAACAGCAACUAAUACAGUCAGACCAGCGGUGUUUUGUUCAGAAAUCGACUGUCGCGAAAACCAUGUGUUCAAUGGAACCUGUUCUUUAGAAUUGGUUCUCAUUUCCCAAUUCUAUUCCCAGCUGUAAAUGUAUAAAGCUCUUGAGCUGGCAUGCAAAAAUAUCGUGUGUAUUUUAACUUUUUAGGCGUCUUUGACGCCAAAUCUUUAAUGUGUUCUUGACUUUUAGAUCUACAAUGUAGAUAUAAUGAAUGGCAUAUUUUAUUCACUCUUUACUCUUGUUAAUUAAACAACAGCCACGUCAUGCAUUUUAUAUCGUGUACAAAUGAUGUAUUGUUCUAAAUCGUUAUUAUUCUAACUAUAACCCCAAAACUCAUCCCGGCUGAGGGAAACAGCUGUACAUUUAAAUAAUAAACUUGUUGAUGCAGAGCAACACAUGAUCCAUCACCGAAACCCAAUUAUUUUAGAUGGAAAAAACAUGCCAGGCAAUUAGCAUUAAAUUAGGUUAUCAGCUAUCUUCCAUCAUCCUAUUGAUUUUUUUUUUUCGACAUGAUUACUUUAAACAUUAUCUGUUAUUAGAGUUUUUCCCGGGUUUUUUUUUUGGUAGCCUACAAUACACAAUAGCGAUCAGUGGCUUCGGAUUGUCUUAAAUCUAAACCCCAGUGUUACUUUGAGAGCUAUUACAGUCUAGGGCGGGGCUUUGGUGCUUUACUUUUUUUGUUUUGUUCAGUUUUUUUUCCUCCCCUCUCCCUGAAAGCUUGUCGGAUGCUUGUCAGUUCGCAUUUAGCUUACCAUUAUCAAGGCUCAAAGCCUUUAGAGGACGACGGACUGCGAUUUACAGGGAAUUUUUGGAUAACGGUCCUGUUGUAUUGGGAUCUUAACUAUACGGAGAUAAGGAAUAUGUGAAUGAAGCAAAUGAAAAGCAGCAGAGGAUGUUCGUGCUUCCUAAAGAAUGUGCAUGACUGAUCUUCCACAUGAGGACACUUAAUAAAUAAAAACAUAUGGUGACCAGAAUGAAGCAAACCCUCAGCUUGUAAAAUGAUUCAUAGGAGAAAAAACUCCAGGCGUAUUCCAGACAAAAGCAACACUGUCAAGACAGAAUUACCAACAAUGACACAUUUGACAAAGAGAACUUUUACCCAGACCGAAUGACUACAGGCGAGACAGACUUAAUAGGAUCUAAUAAUUUGGACAACAGAUAGCAGCAUAGUGGAAUAUUCAAGCCUUGAGAUGGAGGUGGAACGACCGGAUGUUGUAGAGGAAGAGUCCUUCUCCAAGGGUGGCCAGGACAACCCUGAUGUCAAGAAGAGCAGGGGUCACACUUGUGAACUCUGUGGAAGAAGUUUUCCUUUUCUCAGCUCCUUGUCCCAGCACAUGAGAAAGCACACUGGGGAGAAACCAUACAAGUGUCCUCACUGUGAGCACCGCUCUGCCCAGAAGGGUAGCUUGAAGGCUCACAUUCGCAGCCACAAACUGGACGGCCUCAGCCAGAGCACCGGCGGUGAGGAGGAAGACGUGGAUGAGGAAGGGGAAAAGGAAGGAGGGGUGCCAGAGGAUCAAGGUGGUUGCUCCAGUCCGACCGAGAGUACCUCGGCCUGCAACAAGGUUGUGAGUGGUGAGGAUGCAACCAAAACAAGGAAGAAAGGAGGGAAGAAGGACAGAACCUCUGGUGAGAAUGGCAAGCAGUCAGUGCAGUGCUCUCUGUGCAGGAAGAGACUGUCCAGUCAGGCAGAGCUUGAACAGCAUAUGCAGGAGCUCCACAAGUUCUUCCGAUGUGAACUGUGCCCUUAUGAGACCUUGCAGGAGGACCAACUGCAGGCUCACAUUGAGAAGGUACAUCCUAUUGAUGAGGAAUCUAUCACCAAAGAAGUUUCUAUCAGUGAGGAAGGUAAAGGUGAGUUCCCAUGUGAACAAUGUGACCAGGUGUUCACCCAGGCCUGGUUUCUGAAAGCUCACAUGAAAAAGCAUCAGAACAGUCUGGACCAUGGGUGCCGGAUCUGCGGACGCCGCUUCCGUGAGCCCUGGUUCCUACGUAGCCACAUGAAGACCCACAACACCAAGGUAAAACCAAAGAGUGACACUUACCUUCCGACUACUGUCAAUGAGGUGGCGCAAGACGAGGCUAACUUGGUGAACGAAGUGUGUCUGUAUGAACUCUGUGCCAAGUGUGGGAACUUCUUCCACAACCGCAAGAGCUUGCUAUUGCACGAACAGGUCCAUAGAAGUGUUGAGCAGCCUCCUAAUAGUACUUUCCACAGUGAUAAGGACUUUGCAUCUGUCACCAAGACAAGCUUCUUGGAAUGCCUAAACUUGAAACCAGCAGGAAUUGGAGAGAACCCCGCUGAGGGAACUCUAGGGAAAAGAAUCCCGGAGCUUGAUCCAGUAAGUAGCUACCAGGCUUGGCAACUUGCCACCAGAGGCAAAGUGGUGGAGGUAUCCGAGAAGAGCCUGGGUUGGGAAGAGAGGUUAGCCGAUGCAGAUGUAGCGUACGACAGGGAAAAGGGCGAGUAUGUCUUGCUCAGACAGGACAAGCGGAAGAAAUCACUUGAUUCAACGCCAAGUAUCCCAACCAAGAAAAGGAGAGGGGCUGGGACCCAAGGCUCCAAUACAGAUCACCAGAGCAAUGGAGAAAGGAACGGCCAGGUCUCGACAGGUGAGCGAAGCCCAGAGAAUCUGAGUGACACUGAGUACCGCCCUACUUCUCGCCCUAGCCGUAAGAAUUCCCAGAAAACCUCAGAGUGCUUGGAGUGCGGAAAGGGCUUCCGCACACAGCAACAGAUGGUGAUCCACAUGCUCAUCAGACAUGGUGGCUUGGGUGAAACCAUUGGUGGAAAUGGACUGUUCCGUAAGGCAGCGUCCAGCCCAUCUAAAGCAGGCGAAUCAGCAGGACUCUUCAGGGAUCAAAAACGGACAGGGUUCGUUGGGGACACAGAUAAAAAGCCAUACACCUGUGAGCACUGUGACUUUUGCACCUCAGAGCCCUCGGCCAUUGCUGCCCAUGCCCAAACACAUCAUUUGGCAAUCAGGAACUGGGGCCAGAGGAGUGAUGCCUUAACCAGCUCACUCAGCCAAAGCCAACCUCAUCAAACUAACCACACAGGCUUCCCAAGGCUGAGAAAUGCCCUGCUGCAGCAGCCCUAUUGGCCCUACACCAACUCAACUCACCUGGAGAGGGCAGCACUGAGUGAUGCCGCAUCAAAGACUGAGGAGGAAAAGAAUAAGGGGUCAGAAGAAAGCAGCACCACGGAUAAAACGGAUACUAAUCUGCUUAAUCUCUCCAUGGAGGUGGAUAACGAAAAAGAAGGGGUUUCGUCUGUGUUACUGAAAAGUUUGGUUCGACACCAGUGUCCUUAUUGCUCCUAUGCAACGCUCUAUCCAGAAGUUCUCUGGAUCCACCAACGAAUUGCACACAAAGUUGACAGCACCACGUUGGUGCCUAAGUGGGCCCCGAGAAAUGGCCUCAAGGGGCCCAAAUCGCUUCUUGAUUUCAAGAGACGCACUGGGCCACCUCCGUUUCUGGAGGGUAAGGACUGCCCCUCUCUGCCGCUGAUGAGAACGUCCCGAACGAUUCCACCUGAUUGCAGCCCUGGAGGGAUGAAGAAAUCAAAACCUCCGACGAGUAGUGUAGAGUCCAGCUCUUUGCAAAGCAAGAGCUGGCAUGCAGCCACAGCACCGGGGGCAUCAUCUCACUCGUCCAAACACAAGACCAGCAAGUCUAGGACAGAUGAGUUGGCAGGCAGUAAACACAAAGCAGACGUCCAUCAAAACAGUUCCUCGCGGCCUACGGCAAGUCCUCAGAAGACUGGAAAUCCAAAGACGGGAAGCAGAGUGAUAGAGAGUAGUCUGCUACCUCAAGAGGGACUUCAUUUUAUGCUCUCUAGCAAACACAAACUCUCAGAUCAGAGGAGCUCCAAAGCCCAUGCUCCUCAGAACCCCGGAAGGUCUGAUUCUCAAGCUCAGGAUACACCGUCCGUGGCUGGCUAUGACCCCUGGAGCAGACUUGGCUUGAGUGGUCCGUCCUCUCACUCCCAGUCCAAGAGACAGUCGACAACGGAUGGUCAAGAACCUGUGACGGACAUCCUGAGUUUCUUGAAGAACUGCAGUCCUCAUGAUAUAGCUGCCCUCUACCACCACUGGGGCUUCAACAACACCAUGGCAGAGCAAGCAGGGUUGGCGAGGUCAGGGUCUCAGCAGGGGGAAUAUGUGUGUCCAGUGUGCAGGAAGAGCUUCAACCAGCCCAGCCAUUACCGCACACACAUGAGAUCCCACACAGGUGAGCGACCUUUCCAGUGCCGAUACUGUCCUUACAGCGCCUCGCAGAAAGGUAACCUGAAGACCCAUGUCCAGACCGUGCACCGUCUAGCCUUCGACAACGCGCAGUACCCAGACAGGAGACUUCGCCAAGCCCCUACCAAUGAACCCACGGACCCUUCUGCAUCUCACUGAUCGUCCCCACCUCCUCAACACCAGUCCAUCAAAAAUGGUUCGUUGCACAAAUACGGCAUUUCGAGGAAGACUUAACUAUGUACGGCAUUGGAUUCGUUCACGUUUUUAGUUUAGUUCGACUUUUCGUGUUUCCUUUUUAUUUUCUCCCGACACAAAGCUCUAGAUUAAACCGAAAGGGGGGACACGUGUUUACACCUCCUUUAUCCAGAGGGCUAAAGCCUUGACAACACGAGGUCAGAGCUGAUGGAGUAUGACAGUGAGCUGCGUUCUCAAACCCAAGGACUUCGGCUGAUCCCCUAAACUUGAAAUGCUGCCUCCGAGUUCCCCGACUGACUAGUUGUUCAACGAAAUAGCCUUAGUGCGCGACGAGUGUAGUUUGUGCGUGCGUGUGCGAUUGUGUUUUCCACAUUCUACUUCUCAGGACUUGAGUUAGACGCAAUUCCAAAGCCUGCAUUCGUUCACACCAGUGUGUAACUGCACGCCAAGGAGACAUGCAGUGAAAUUCAUUACUUAGUUUUGCUGAUCAUAGCUAUAUAUAAAUAUAUAGUUGAGUGUGUUUUGUCACUGGUUGGGCAACACUUGGCACUAUCAUCAAAAUAUGUCCUCAACACUUUUGUAUUGUGUUAAACUUGGAAGUAUUUAUGUCAGCGCAGCUGUAAUGUUACAUAGGUUUCCGCUUGCCUCUUCCACUCUGAGGAGGUAAAGACACAUGCCAUAUUUUGCGUUAGUGUCAUCUGAUUGGUCCAACAAAGUCAAAAAUAUUAUUUGUGUCUGCGCUUACUUUUUUGAUGUAGCCUACACAAGUUUAAAUGUGUUUCUCUCUUUUUUUUUUUUUCUCUCUUCUGUCAAACAUGCCUCAGUGGAUUCUGAAUAACUGCAUCCCAAAAAAGAAAGACAACUGUUAAUGGCACAUCAGGUCUUAAAGCCAUGUUAAAAUACUUAAGUUUUUGAUGAAGGAUCUAUUUUAAUCUUAAAAUAGCAAGUUGUCUGUGUAAUCUUUUAAAUUAUUGCAUAAUAGAGAGACUAGUGAUUAGCGCGAGACUAGAUUGAGGGAUUUAGUGUGUUUUAUAAUGUUACUUCUAAAGCUUUAGAAUGCCAUAUUUUUUAGAGGUUGAAAAGAAAAUUCUUGGCCAUAUAUUUCUAUGAAUGUUGUAUAUGGUGAUUAGGUAUUUACGGAGAUAGCACAUCUGUGUACGUUUAAUUGCAUUCAGAUAUGUACAACAGUCAAAAUGAACAUUUAUCUAGAGCAUUUAUAUUGCCUAAAUCCUUGUGUUGGAAACUAAGCCAAGAAAACUUUUGUUUUAGACGAACCUGCGAUUUAAAUUUGUGUUGCUGCUCAGCAGUCAAACUGAAAUUCAUGUUGCAGGUUUAAACCCAGGAACUGAGAGUGAUUGUGAACGUGGUUCUAUCACCACUGCCCUUGAGCAAGGCACUUGGCCAUUGGUCGCUCUGGAGGGACUUCAUGUUCCUGCAAUUGAUGUCUUGGAAGUUGCAUUGGAUAAAAUGUGACUGCUAAUUGUAAUUUACUAACAGUAAAUCAACCUUAAAAUUUGUCCUAGGACACAAGAAACAUGAAUAGCUUUUCCUGUUAGCUUUUUACUAAAUUGAAACCCCUGAGUACUAGAGCAGAAGACCUAAGAAAACUAAAUAGCAUGUUACGAAUUAAUUUGCAAUUGGAUUGUUUUUUCUUUAUGUAACACUAUUAAUUUUGUGGUUUGAAUAGAAGUAGUAGUUGAAUGUAUGGAAUGUAUUUUGUGUGGUUAAAAGUUUUUUCUUCCCUCCACAUUUAUUUUGUUCAAUGAAGUACACGAAACCUGUUGACUGUCAUCCUCAGAUCAUCUCCAACUCAUUCAUUGUCCAUUGUUGAAGUUUUGAACCGUUUAAAUUAAACUUUACCCUUACUUUU
This is a messenger RNA of Labeo rohita (rohu), 7357 nucleotides long. RefSeq names its product zinc finger protein 516 (gene znf516). Gene Ontology annotation, cellular component: nucleus. The coding region runs from base 2236 to 5451 and encodes 1071 amino acids. The transcript is spliced from 5 exons. Lineage: Eukaryota; Metazoa; Chordata; Actinopteri; Cypriniformes; Cyprinidae. The record is from RefSeq and is a predicted model, not a curated record. Gene Ontology annotation, biological process: regulation of DNA-templated transcription. Gene Ontology annotation, molecular function: RNA polymerase II cis-regulatory region sequence-specific DNA binding; DNA-binding transcription factor activity, RNA polymerase II-specific.